ACUAAACAACCCCUGCCAAAAAAAAGUAAAAAAAAAAUAAAAUAUUACAUCCCACCACCACCACCACUACAACCAUCACCACUUUUACUCUUCACGACAAAGGGAGCGUGAAGCUGUGUUGGAUGGAGAGCUCGUUCGUCGGCACGAGACCCGUGGACUCGCCGGAGACGCCGAUGAGCCUGGCGACGGAUACCGAAUGCUGUCCCGGAUGCAACGCGACCGGUAACGAGUCCUGCACCUGCAUCGACUCGGCUACUUCCGGUCUGUUCUUGGAUCUGACGCCGACACGCGACGAUAACCAGCAACAACAGCAGUUAGGCGGCGGCGGUGGAAGUCUAUGUCCAUCGCCGUCCUCGUCGCUCGGUUACCAUCAUCAUCAUCAUCACCAUCAUCAUCAUUCGUCUCAUCAUCGUCAGCUUCAUCAUCAGCAACAACAGCAACAGCAGCAGCAACAACAACAACAGCGUCAACACCGCGGUGAGUUGCUGCUCGCCUAGCGGAAAAGCAGAACACGUACAAAACGAAACAAGAACACGGUUAUAUACCCCUCGCGAAAAUUGCAGCAAACACGUUCGCCUCGGGCUUACACGAUCACAGCUGACGAAGACGAUUCGCGUUACUAUCGUGUACAACGUUGCAACUUAGAAGCUCCUUCGUUGAUCCUGGCAGAGAAGCUCGAGCAGGUGGAUAGCUCUUCAGGGUUAUUAGGAAUUCGUUGCUGAAACGAGGAUGGAAGCUUAGGAUCCAGUUUAGAGAGGGCUAAAGCUUUGUAAAGAAUUCUUAGAGAGUAAAUGAUCAUUCUUCUUGUAAGACAUAUCAGAAACGUUGUUAUCGCAGUUGAAAUUAUUCGAGAGCUUCUGGUGCCAUUCACUGGCCUGUUGAUCAUCCUCCAGCUGUAAUCCAGUGUACAUAAAGUAACGUAGCAUCUGCGGAGGGCAAGUAUACAGUGGAGAAUCUAGAAAAAUUGUGCUUCAGAAUCCAACUUGCUUGCAGUUUGUGAGUAUAAAUUGAAGAAAAUGAUGAAUAUUGACGGAUAGAGUACUUGUAUCUUCUGACUUCUAUUGGCUGAUCCAUGUGUUAAAUUCCGAAGUUGGCAGGGAGUAGCGAACGGUUUUCUUGGAAGAGUUCUCUCUGACGUGGUUUCAGAGACUCGUCUGCUCGAUUACGUCGACGAAUGAUCCUACGUGGAUCGUGUUUUGGCUCGGAUCGUUGUCGAAUUCGCAAGUCGUGAUCUCACGAUCACGCACGUGACUCCUCGGGUCGAUUGGAAAAUCACAAGCGCGAAGGAAUCUCGUUUUAUAUUUGGGAAAGUAAACGUUCUCUCGUCCUCUUGUAAAUAAUUUCCCAACGCUCAGAUGUUUUCUAUUUUUCUACGAGCCACGCGAGAAUGUUCCUGGAAGGAUUGUCGAUGGAAACCAUGUGGAAGCACCAUAUUCCCAUUCGUUUUCUCCUUUUACGCCAGCUUCUGCACUCUUUUUUACCUUGUCACGCAAUUUUUGCACACUCGGUCGCUUCCCUUUCUUGUCACUAAAGAUCAGACGACGAAAAAAUUGAAUUGUUUAUAUUUUUCUGGGUAUCGUUAAAGAUGUUGGAUAAUUAUUCGUAUAACUAUCGUGCCUGUUAAGAGUCCGGUGUUUAAUGAUAGAUAUUUUUGGAUGAAUUUUAUAGUAGAGGUAGGAUCUAGUGAUAAUUAAUUAUGCAAGUGCAAUUAUCGCGUUCGUAGCGUAAAGUCGGACGCUUGUUCGUUUCCCGAGGCUCGAUAAUGAAGCGAUUAAUAGUUCUACGAGAAGAAAUUGCAAUGUUUCUUCAACAGUUUUGUCGGGGAUGAGUAAGAGAGACAACGAACUAGCUUUAAUAUGUAAAUUGCUCAGAGAAAGUUUAUAAAUUUCUUUGAAACUAAUACUCCUAGGACCGCGCUCUAAAACUUGAAUUAUAAACCAUAUGAAGCGUAAUUUUGCUUCAUUUUUUACAUAUAUAUUUAUGUAUAAAUUAUAGUUAGAAAUAUUGUAAGGUCCUAGGGAGUCGAAUAUCGAAGGGUGCAACGCUUAUGAGAUUAAUUCUUUGAAAAAUAGAAAGCAAAAGGGAUAUCAGAUCUAUUAAAUAUUCAGCAAUGAUAAAGCUUGACAGUAUACGUGCUUCUGAGGUCAUCGACUGUACAUUAAUUUUCUUGAUUGCACUGCUACGCCCACCUGGAUUAUCUUUUCGUAUAUUUUCUCUCUUUCGUUUAUCGUUUUCGUCAGCCUGUAAAUCCGCGAACGUGUUUUUAAACAACGUGUAUUAUAUCGUUGCUCGAGGAUCCGAAUAAAAUGCCACGUUGUUCGUAACCGUGAUGAAAUUGAAACAUUACACGCCUAAAGAAACACACAGAUCAGGGUAACUCGAAGCUGGAAGUCCACCCUUUUCGUACACGUUUUGCUCUUUUGUGAAAUUCUCCGAAGUACGUCGACGAUGAAUCCAACAAUAAAAUGAAGCAAACAUUCUAAAACGUGGAGAUGUUAAUUAGAGGCAGAAUUAAUUAAAAUUUCCCAGUAAUUAAGAGAUCUCCAGCCUAACAUUGUAAAUAACUUGGAAGCUCUAAUUUCUGUAUAUUAGAUUUACAUUGACUAUGGGAAAGCGUUUACUUGGAAGCAUUAAAAGAGAAAGUAUCGUGUAAAAGUAUGUAUUAAAUUUCAAUGUACAAUUCAAAUCAUUAUAUAAGGAAAGCAGAGUCUCUUGUAACAACCAUGUGUAAAGAAAUUCGUUUAAGAAUAAUGUUUAUCGAUGCAUGCGAUAGCCUGAGGCUCGCAAUUGUAAAUCAAUGUCAUUAAUAUUAAAUUUGAAUGGAUUCUCGUCGACGUGGUCCGCGUCAUUCCACAGGCAACCCCUUCGAGCCGUUUCAUCUCGAAGAGAUGCGAUCGUGUGGACGGGUUCCCUGGCAGACUUUAUACGAGCCUCGUUCGUUUUUACGCCAAGAUUAUUCUCUUCUUUUUAUUAUUUUGUCACGCGAAUAAUUUUGUAGUUGACUUUGUUACUUUGUUACGACCGCCCCUCGUCGUUGGAAGAAAAACCACCCCCUCUUAUUGCUCCACGAAUAUACACGUCCCUUAUUCUCUCCCACCUUUUUUCUUUUUAUUUUUUUUUUCCUAUUUUGCUCUCUACACGAUUAUCAUUGUUAUACACAGAGAACUCACACGAACACAAGUGUCUAUUUUUUUUUUCUGUGGGGGGAAAUGCCCCGUGUCUCAGAUUAGUCUCUACCCCUUUACUUUUACCAGUAGCAAUUACUUUUCUUGCGUUCAUGUAUGUUUAUUGUAAAGUUGUCCAAGUUUACAUUGAUACCUAUUAGCUAGCUCGUUAUAUACAUACACAUAUAUAUAUUAUAUAUAAUUUGAUAGGUACAUAUAUGUAUACGUACGUAUGAUUCGUAUACGCCGUUCAUUAUUACUUGCAAAACGCGUUGAUAUUAUUAUUAUUAUUAUUAUUAUUAUUAAUUACCAUUAAUUAUUAUUAUGUCAUUAUUAUCGUUACUCUUUUAAUUACGAGUGCAGCGUUCGCAGAACCGUCGGUAUAAACACAGGCAAUUUAAAAAACAAAAAAUUAUUUCAUUAUUUCUUUAUGCUCCUCCUCUUUGCAUUUGUAUAUUGAUAUUUGUUUUUUUUUUUUCUUCAUCAAAUUGUAAGAAUCGCAUCCACUGUUAAUGUAUUUAGUUUGCAUUGGAUUAUAUUAUAAUUAUUCUUCUUUUUUCUCUCCUUUUUUUAAAGGAAUUUUCUCUGUUUCAAUGGUAGCGGAUGGUUCUGCGCGUCGGUGCUUUAUUAUUAUUUUUCUUUGCCUUUCUUAAGUGAUUCCGUACUUAUUGUUCGGAGAAAACGCCAACGAUUUAUCAUUUCUUUGUAGAAUUGCGUAAUUUACCCUUGACUACAAUAAAUUAUUGUCAUUACA
This is a messenger RNA of Osmia bicornis bicornis, 3918 nucleotides long. Its product is annotated as lateral signaling target protein 2 homolog. Lineage: Eukaryota; Metazoa; Arthropoda; Insecta; Hymenoptera; Megachilidae. The coding region runs from base 123 to 497 and encodes 124 amino acids. The transcript is spliced from 2 exons. The record is from RefSeq and is a predicted model, not a curated record.